Amyelois transitella is the source of this 1437-nucleotide messenger RNA. RefSeq lists its product as uncharacterized. The transcript has a single exon. The coding region runs from base 1 to 1437 and encodes 478 amino acids. NCBI's taxonomy places the organism in Eukaryota, Metazoa, Arthropoda, Insecta, Lepidoptera, Pyralidae. Gene Ontology annotation, molecular function: RNA-DNA hybrid ribonuclease activity; nucleic acid binding. The record is from RefSeq and is a predicted model, not a curated record.
AUGCGCAAUAGUGUAAUACCUUUAACUGAUCAAAUAAAAAUCCUGGGCGUAAUUAUAGAUUCUAAGCUAAACUUUAUCCAACAUGUUAACUACGCUAUUAAUAAAGCCAGUAAAAUAUUCAAAAACCUAUGUAAGUUUGUCCGACCAACUUGGGGCGUUCACCCCGAGAAUGUCGAGUGCAUAUAUCGGCAAGUCAUCGUCCCUAUCAUCACAUAUGCUGCAGGUAUCUGGGGUACGGCCACUAGAUUUUACUCUGUGCGCCGAGCCCUCAGAUCUUUCCAACGGAGCUUUGCCAUCAGAGCAAUUCGCGGCUUUCAUACUAUCUCGGCAGUUGCGGCACUUGCGUUAGCUCAAUUUGCUCCCCUCCACCUAAUAAUAAACGAAACAUUCCACAUCCACAACAUCAAACGGACCGGAACAUGCAAAGAACUGCCUGACGAUAUAAUACUAUAUCCAAAAUCCAAAGUCAGAGAACUCUUACAUCCGGCCAACCGGGUCACCAUAAAUUACGAUGAAGCUACCACGCAGGAAGAAACCACUGCUCUAAUAAAUCCUGAUGCUCCAAAUAUUUUCACGGACGGUAGCAAGAAAGAAGACGGACAAGCGGGGGCUUCGUUCGUGGUGAUGCGGGAAGGACAGCAACCUGUAAUCAAGAAAUUCAAAUUGUGCCGCACUGCCACAGUUUUUAUGUGCGAGUUAUUCGCCAUAGCCGAAGCUCUCAAGUGGCUCACAAAUGUAAACGCUAACUUUACUGAAGCUCUCAUCUUCUCGGACUCCCAAUCAUCCCUCAAGGCCAUUCAAGACCGUAGCAACACCGACCCAUUAGUGAACCAAAUUCACCACCUCAUCUCUUUCCUCUCCUCCAUCCGUAUAAUAGUCAAAUUCGUCUGGUCUAAGGCUCAUGUUGGCAUAGUGGGGAACGAGAUAGCAGACGCUGCGGCUAAGGAGGCCGCUGAGAAGAAAACCGCAACUCUGCUAAAUCAUUUCCCACUCUCACACGCCAAGCGUCUUCUGCGCCAGCACACUUUAGACGCCUGGCAGUGCGAAUAUGAGUCGGCCCCGCAAGGGUCCGUAACAAGGUCCUUCUUUCCAUCUAUCUUUGCAAUAGCCCAAUUCCGACAGUACAUUAAACCUUCGUUCUCCGUCACUCAAAUCUUAUCAGGUCAUGGAUAUCAUAAGUCAUACCUACACAAGUACAAAAUCACUGAGGACGAUCGUUGUCCUUGUGACGACGUGACUCCACAGGACGUCCACCAUCUUCUCAAAUCCUGCCCAAUAUUCCGUAAGCACCGAGAAACAUAUAUAAUGACAUGCCUCAAUAAGAACUUAGAACCAUUUAACAUGAACACUGUACAUAAAUCUGAAGACGCCGUAAAAUACUUAGUAGAACAUAUAAACCAAAUAGUAAAUCAUUUAAAACGGAUCAACGGCACCUAG